AUGUUCAAGCUCCGAAGCGCCAACAAGAGUGCUUUUGAAAAAGGGAUCAAACUGUCCAAGUUUUGCGCAACGCAUUGUCAGGCAAUCCGGGCAGCGCGAGGUCUUGACUAUGAUUUCAUCUGGAUCGACGCGCUUUGCAUCAUGCAGGAUGAUAUUCAAGACUGGGCAGCGCAGGCAUCGGAAGUGCCUGAGAUAUAUAACAACGCUGAUCUCACCAUCGUGGCUGGAAGGAGCAACGACGCGGAAAAGGGAUUCUUCAAAUCCGAAUACAUACUCGCCAAUUCAUAUAUCCAGCUCCCAUAUCGAUGCAGUGAGAACUCUAGCCCAACCAAUUGCUAG
Messenger RNA from Pseudogymnoascus destructans, 339 nucleotides. RefSeq lists its product as uncharacterized. The coding region runs from base 1 to 339 and encodes 112 amino acids. The record is from RefSeq and is a predicted model, not a curated record. The transcript has a single exon. NCBI's taxonomy places the organism in Eukaryota, Fungi, Ascomycota, Leotiomycetes, Thelebolales, Thelebolaceae.